UUGAGCAGACCGUAAACGAAUGUUCACGGAAUCUAGAUUUAGUCUGAAUCGCGUUCGUUUCAUUAAGUGUUAAUUUGGUAUUGUUUAAUUUAGGUUCCAAAACAUGUCGCAAUCGAUGCGUGUUUGUGUGAUUGGGGCCGGCCCUGCCGGCAUGUCGACACUUUACCACUUUGCCCAACUUCCAAAAAUGCCGGAAGUUGUCUGCUACGAGAAGCAGGACACAUGGGGAGGGCUAUGGAACUUCACUUGGCGAACAGGUGUUGACCAAUACGGAGAGCCGUGUCACAGCGGAAUGUACAAACGUUUACUGACAAACGCACCAAAGGAAUGCUUGGAGUUUACUGAUUACACAUUCAAGGAGCAUUUUGGAAAAGACAUUGGGACUUCUUUUCCAUCAAGGGAGGUGGUGCUUGAUUUUAUGGCAGGCCGAUGGACGAACAAGGCUGGUCGCGAUCUUAAACGGCUUAUCAAUUUUAGCACAGUUGUUCGCAGUGUUGUGUACACAGAGAAAACGGAAUCAUUUACGGUCAUUGUCAACGAUUUAAAAACGGGUACCAUCAGCUCGGAACAGUUCACCCAUGUCGUGAUAGCGGGUGGCAUAUUCAACCAGCCAAAUGCACCUGCAUUUCCGGGCAUAGAAAACUUCGACGGUCGGGUGGUACAUUCCCAUGACUUUAAGGAUGGACACGAGUUCAAAAACCAGAAUGUUUUGCUCAUUGGGAGCAGUUUUUCUGCGGAGGAUAUUGCUCUGCACAUAAUGUCAAGUGGCGGGAAGAGCGUCAUUGUAUCGUGGCAAACGAAUGCUCCAAAUCAUAACUGGCCGAACGGGAUAACGGAGAAAUGCAGCGUGAGAAACUUUACAGGGCAAACUGUUCAGUUUACGGAUGGUUCAUCUGCUGCUGUUGACUCCAUUAUUCUUUGUACGGGCUACAAAACUCUUUUUCCAUUUCUGGAGGGUCGUUUACGCAUUGAAGAAAAAACGUCUUUUUAUCAGAGGCAGCUGUACAAAGGAAGCCUUUUUAUACCAUUAGCUCAAAGCAAAUUGUUCUUUAUUGGUGCCCAAGAACAGUUGUUCACCGUUACGUUGAUCGAUUGCAUAGCAGCAUGGACAGCAAGGUUUAUUAUGGGGUUAUUACCGAAUGAAUCAAAGACAACAAAAGAAAUGCAGAAUUACAGCGACCAUUGGCAUGGCAGAGCUAAACAGUUGAAAAGCAUUCCAGAAAUUGUUGCGUUUCAAGCCUCGCUAAUUGAAAACCUUGCUGGAGAUACAAAGUAUGGGAUGGAAUACGCUCAAGCUGCCCCAUUGUUUGUUGAAUGGGACAAGGAUCGCAAAGCCGCAAUUGCUCAUUUCAGAGACCACAAAUUUGCUUCGUUUUUAAGCAAAUAAAACACAAUGGGUAUGGAUACAAAGUAAAUGUACGACAAGCUACGUCUUGGAAACAACUCUAAGAUGAGACAUUAUAUUUCUUUUUAAUUCUACAACUAACAAACUGUUAUGAAAUUCAAUGCAUUCUUGAAUGUAUCUUAUGCAUGCUAGUUUGUAUUGUACACAUUAUAGUAAUAGUAAAUAUUAUUACCCAAGAAAAACUGUUUGGCUAUUUCGUUUUAUUUUUAGAAACAUUGUUAUAAUCAAUUGAAUAAACAAAAGCACGAUUAAGAUUACCAUUGUACAUUGAGUAAAUUGUAUAGCAAUGCAUAUUUUGAUUAUUGAAAUACUCUAUCGAAAAAAUGACGUAGAAUACAAAUUUUGCUUUAAUGGUCUUUUCCCACGUCUGUUAAAUCUAAAAUCCAAAGCUCGGCCUGUGGCGCAAUGCUCACUUCUGUCCGGAAGGUCUUUGUCUUACAAACACCUUUCCGAUCAGUGAGUGAAGUCGAAUUGGAAGUAUCUAUUUGAUGAAAAUUGUGGUUCAAACGGACUGAUUUCUCAAAUGCACUUUUGACGUCGUAGAAAAUUUCACAAUAAUACUUUUAUUCGAUUUAAGCGCCAAGCUCCUGAUGUUUCUUCACUGAUAACUUUAUAUUUCAUCGAAAAGCAUGAAGGAAUGAAACUUAUUUUCCUAUAAAAGUACUCUUGAAAUUUACUACUGGAACCAAUCGUUCGACCAAUUUAGUAAGUCCCUUAUGGCAGUAAACAGCUAAGCUAACUUUUUGAAAAAUCUAUUCGUUUGGCUUCAUUCAAAAAUUCAUCUUCAUCUUCUAAGUCAUUUAUAUCCAUAAAAAAUA
Molecule: messenger RNA, 2223 nt
Organism: Mya arenaria
Lineage: Eukaryota; Metazoa; Mollusca; Bivalvia; Myida; Myidae
Exons: 4
Coding region: 104-1387 (427 amino acids)
Molecular function (GO): N,N-dimethylaniline monooxygenase activity; flavin adenine dinucleotide binding; NADP binding
Source: RefSeq, a predicted model, not a curated record